GCGCCCAUCCUGGCGGUGAACGUGCUCAAGGCCUACGCUGUCCUGCCCUCCUACAGCCCCACGCUGAAGCACGUGGUUUCGGCCGCCGAGCUCCUCUCCUAUUGCAACAGCUGCGUCAACCCCAUCGUGUACGGCUUCAUGUCGAGGAACUUCCGCGAGAGCUUCCGUCAGGUGCUGUGCUGCCGCAGGAGAACCCCGAGGGCGUCCUUCAGCAGGCAGAUGUCCCUCUCCGUCACCAGAACCUCCAUCCUGCGCUACAACACGGACAGCAGUUACGGGCGGAGCUUGAAUAGCGAGAUGCCGAUGAUGAUGAUCAAGACAACACCUUCGUAGGAGGGAAAUUGAGCGAUGGUGAUUCUUAAGGAGACAAGUCGGCAAUUUGGGAAC
Messenger RNA from Penaeus monodon (black tiger shrimp), 387 nucleotides. Its product is annotated as somatostatin receptor type 5-like. Gene Ontology annotation, biological process: G protein-coupled receptor signaling pathway. The record is from RefSeq and is a predicted model, not a curated record. Gene Ontology annotation, cellular component: membrane. Gene Ontology annotation, molecular function: peptide binding; G protein-coupled receptor activity. Lineage: Eukaryota; Metazoa; Arthropoda; Malacostraca; Decapoda; Penaeidae.